Molecule: messenger RNA, 1536 nt
Organism: Tuber aestivum (summer truffle)
Lineage: Eukaryota; Fungi; Ascomycota; Pezizomycetes; Pezizales; Tuberaceae
Source: the annotation of a GenBank genome assembly
UCGAUCUUUUUGCUUAAAAACUUAGCCGAUUAUGCCGCUAUGUUUUUUAUCACUUUUUUACGAAAUGGUGUUUUAAGAGAUAUGCGAAAUGCAAUGUACAAGAAAACACUGGAGCUGCCUUUGGCUUUUUAUUCUGAAAAAAGAAAAGGAGAUGUUAUCUCAAGAAUUUCAGCUGACGUAAAUGAGGUUCAAAACUCAUUUCUGGCUAUUCUGGAACUUAUCGUAAAAGAACCUCUGACGAUUAUUUUCACCAUAACUACAAUGCUGAUUAUUAGUCCCAAACUAACGCUUUUUGUUUUUAUUUUUAUUCCUGUUUCUGGUUAUAUUAUUUCAUUAAUUGGAAAACAGCUAAAAAAACAAUCUACUAAAGCACAACAGGAACAAGGUACUUUUUUAUCGACUAUAGAAGAAACUAUUGGAGGCCUGAAGGUGGUAAAAGGAUAUAAUUCUGAAAAUUAUUUCAACACCGUUUUUCAAAAUUCUACAGAACGUUUUUUCAACUUAUCAAAUAGUAUUGGUAAUCGCCAGAACUUAGCCUCUCCUGCAAGUGAAUUUAUGGGAAUCACUGUAAUUGCGAUCUUAUUAUGGUACGGAGGACAAAUGGUUUUAAUCGACAAAAGCUUAGAUGGCGCUGCUUUUAUCGCUUAUAUGGGAUUAGCAUAUAAUAUCUUAACUCCGGCAAAAGCGAUUUCUAAAGCUUCUUAUGGAGUAAAAAGAGGAAAUGCAGCAGCAGAACGUGUUCUUGAAAUUUUAGAUCAGGAAAACCCAAUUACAUCUAAACCUGAUGCUAUUGUAAAAACAUCUUUUGAUGAUAGUAUUGAGGUUAAAAAUAUCAAUUUUAAAUAUCAGGACGAAACGGUUCUAAAAGACUUUUCGCUUAGUAUUAAAAAAGGACAAACUGUAGCCCUUGUUGGGCAAUCCGGAAGUGGAAAAAGUACUAUUGCCAACCUGAUGACCCGUUUUUAUGAUGUAAAUGACGGUACGAUUUCUAUAGAUGGUAUCAACAUAAAGGAUAUGAACCUUCAAUCUCUUCGUGGCUUAAUGGGAUUGGUUACGCAAGACAGUAUUUUGUUUAAUGAUACUAUAAAAGCGAAUAUUUCAUUAGGAAAAUUAGACGCUACAGAUGACGAAAUUAUCGAAGCUCUAAAAAUUGCUAAUGCUUUUGAAUUUGUAAAUGAAUUGCCUUUAGGAAUCUACACUAACAUUGGAGACAGUGGAAACAAGCUUUCAGGAGGACAAAAACAACGUUUAUCAAUUGCCCGUGCGGUAUUGAAAAACCCUCCUAUUAUGAUUCUGGAUGAAGCAACAUCGGCUUUGGAUACUGAGAGCGAAAAAUUUGUUCAGGUAGCUUUGGAGAACAUGAUGCAAAACAGAACUUCGAUUGUAAUUGCGCACCGCCUUUCGACCAUUCAAAAAGCGGAUCUUAUAGUUGUAAUGCAAAAAGGAAAAAUCGUUGAGCAAGGAACUCACGACGAAUUGAUUGCACACAACGGAACUUAUAACAAACUGGUUACGAUGCAGUCUUUUGAAUCGUAA